Messenger RNA from Durusdinium trenchii, 1965 nucleotides. The record is from the annotation of a GenBank genome assembly. Lineage: Eukaryota; Dinophyceae; Suessiales; Symbiodiniaceae.
AUGUGGGACUUCUGCUUGCGUGCGUGGAUGCAAGCGGAGCCUUUGCCGCGGGGUGCUGUAAAGGGGAAGACCGACCAGAGCAAGCCAGGUUUGGUCCGCCUAAGGGCGGCAGCUGUACUGGAGCAGAGCUUGCAAGGCGUCCAGCUGGGCAGCCAGCCGACCGCCGCACAGGUCAGCACUUUGAGCGGCCUGGUGAAGCGGAAGGAGUACCCUAUCAUCGUGGAGGAUGGUAGCCCUUACAGGCCACUGGCCGAUGCCAUCAACCUCCGCCUGGCGCACGUGCUGGCCUUGCUCGCGGCCGGGCGCGGCCCGAGCGACGCGGCACCCAAGCACCUCGAGAGGUUGGCGUGGGCGGCGCUGGAGGUGGUGGAGGACUUGGCCCUCGCCCGCGCGCGCACCGCGGCGCAGGGCGCUGCGUCCGGCGCGUUGCCGGGCGAAGACGUGGCCGCCGCAGCGGCGGCCGCGCUGCGGCACCAGGAGUCGGCGAUGGAACCGACAGAGGUGAAACCCUUCUCACCAACUGCUGGCUUGUGCCACGCGCUGCGGGUACUAGACCUUCUUUGGUGCUGUGCUGGGACUGCAGACGACACUUUCAUCGGGCACCUGGCAGGUGUGACUGGAGCCUUAGCAAAUGGCACAGGGGUUCCGGACAAGGAGCUUUGCCCCACAGCAGCCUCUUUACUUUCAGUGCCGCUGACUGCGUCCUUGCUGGGCCUCCAGCCGCUGCCGCCACCCGGGCUCCCAGUCCCUUCAGACCACGCCACCAGUUCUGCGCUGCAGAGGGUGGAGAACCUCGAUCGGAUGGCUGAAGCUUGGGUCACUUCAUGGCCAAAGAUGCUGUGGUAUUUGGGCUCUUCAUACCCCGAGUUUUCAUCGUUUCUGAUGUCUAUGAUCUUGCAGCUGGCCAAGAGGGCAAGGCCGCACAGCCUGUGUGCGAAUCUCUUGGCCGCCGUGUUGCCGCUGCUUGUCCCGUUCAUCGCUGGUGCCAGAGAGUCGGCGCCUCCACUGGCAAGGUUGCCGCUGGCGCAGCCCUUGGCGGCUGCCAUGGUUUUUCAUUUUCCGCGCCUGAGCAUGCGCCUCAUCCAGGCCAUCACUUCAGCGCUAGGCCGUUGGUCUUCAGCACGGCGCACCGAGGGCGACGCUCUCAGCGACGACUGCUGUCAGCUCCUGCUGGAGGCCAUUCUGGAGGAUCAUGGCCGCCCCAUAGACGCAGGCGAGCUCCUGGUGCCCAGAUUACAAGCGGCCCUCGCCCUGCUGCAGAUGCCCACUGAGAGUCCUCAAGGCGAAGUGUCUGCGGUCAAGCUGGCCAACGUGGUGGCGGCGUGGCUGAUGGAGACAGUGAGCACCUCGACCGGCUUUCAGGACAUGGAUCAUCCAGUGAAGGACCAUGGCCCGGCAGACCGGAGGCACUUGACCUUUCAAAGCCUGGUGUGGCCACUGUGCCAGCAGGUGUGCCAAGCCGGGCUGCCUUCGCGUGCAUUAUGCUUCUUCUACCUUUGCGCCCGAAGGCUUUCAAGCUCCAGAACCCAGGUGCUUCGUGAUGACUUUUGGCGCGAGGUCUUUCAAGUCUUUGUUCUGAAGCACUCGGCUCUAGCACCCUCGUCACUCCCAAGCAGCUGGCACGUUUUGCAGCCAUUCUCCGGAGAAGACGAGAAAGAAGCGCGCCACUUCCCAGCGCUGUUGGUGGCCGCCUGGAUGCACGCUGCGCCGUUUGGCGCGGAGAGUGCCUCCUACGAGCUUUUGGUGACUCUUUGCGCGCAAGAGUUGCAGCAACCUGAGGGUCUCCAUGCCCCAUGUGCCUGGAUCCUGGUCGAAGCCGCAGCGUACCGCAACGCCCGGACGCUGCAGCGUUCUGAUGCGCCACUGCUGCAGCUGCGCGCGGAGCUCCAAGAGCUGCUGAAUGAGCAGAAGGGCCAGAGAUGCCCCAUCUUGGAGCACCUCUCGGCAGCUUUGCCUUUGCUUUGA